AUGAUACAGAAUGACUUGUGGAACCUCGCUCAAGACUUUACCCUCAAAUUAUCGCUCCUAGUCCACACCUUGAUCCACCAGAGGAACCCGACGAAGCGAGAUGUGAACCUUAGUGUCCUGGCGGGCACUCUCUUCACCAUUUCGAGCGGCUUGUCGGCGCCCUUGCCCGUGUACGAAGAGAAGUUGUCGCAAAAGCUCGAUAGCCUUCUAUCCCAUCUGGAGGCCAUUUGCCUCUUUCCGAAUCAGCCACCUCUCGGCGACAUCAGGCAGCGCUUCCACACCCUACGCUGCCUCCUCUCGCCUUCGGAUGAAGGACAUGCCCUUCUGAAACGCAGCCUCAAGAAGUUUGCGGCACAGCCCGUCCACAUUACGAUCACGCAAAUAGAUGACUUGAAACGUUUUGCUCCAAACAUUGAAGAUGAAAUUGAACACAAUAUAACGCCUCUGGAACUCUCAUACGGCUCCCAAGACUAUCCAGCGCGGGUGAACAAGAGCCUGUACACUGUUUUGCAACAACAUGCCCUUUGCGCGUGCGCUCCAGUCGAUUCUCCUCCCACGUUGCACAAGAGGCAUCAAACUCGAUUGCAACUAACAUGUAAUCUACCCGCGAUUGGAAACGAUAUCACCUUCAACACGCUGGUGUCCAGAAAACCUAUUACCUAUGCCGAUGACAAUGAAGAGUUUCCGUGGCAGAAAUUGCAGUUCAAUGUUCCAAGGCGCACCGUGAAAUUUCAAGAAAGGUCGGUCGACAAUGACAUUGAACGCCGCACCUCAGGAGACCACGAGCCCUCGACGACGAUCGACCGGGGACGCUUCUGUUCCUUGCUCGGCAUGGACUAUGGACGUGGCCGCAUACGAUUGAAAAUUCAGAAUGAGACGUUGAUACACCUCUCGGAACCGGAUAGAAAGCUUGAUGAGCAUGCAAAGCGCGUUGCACACUUACCAAGCAUAUCUCUAGCAGAGAUGUUGCAGAACUAUCGGAUGACUUCCAAGAACAAAAUCCUACUGGCAUACGUCCUGGCCCGGUCUGUUUGGCAAUUUUACAAUUCUGAUUGGAUGAAAGCGCAGUGGUCGCCCGAUUGCAUCCAUUUUAUGUGGGAGCAAACAUCCAACACAAACCAGCGGGCGGUAGAUCCAGGAUAUCCUUACUUGGCAUGCACCAUCGAUGAAUCUGCAGGCGAUAGCUCAAUCGAGUAUUGCAGCAAACAUAGCGUCUACCAUCGAUAUCCGUUGAUACUUGCGCUGGGAGUCCUGCUCAUUCGAAUCUGUCAGAACCAACCUCUGAACACCCCACGCCAUGAUGAAGCUUUAGAGACACAGGUGAAUACAGACUUCUUCUAUGGUCAAGAUCUUCUUGAGAAUGAAUCAUGGCCAGACCUGGAUCUCAAUGUCCAGGCAAAGAAGACCUACAAGAGUGUAGUCAAAGCUUGUCUGAACCACGAGACCUUCAAGCAGACGGGCGAAUCUGACAUACCCAACCGUCGGGAAAUCUUGUGGAAAGUUGCUGUUUACCCACUAGCCAGGUUGGCCGCAGCCAUGGGGUGGCUAUGGCUUGAUGAUGGCCAGAUCCAUCGUGUCGAUGCUGGAAACAUACCCGGCCAACAAAAGAGUGAGACGUUAAAUAAAGGCAACUCCCCGGCGACUUUGUUAUAUAUACAUACUGUGGCGAAGACAGCUCCCUCUGGCGCGUCCACGUCCAGUGGAGAAGUGGCUGGUGCGGAGUCGAGAAAAUGGUUGAACGAUAUCCAAUUUUCAGAUUUCAACGUGGAAAUGGUUGCAAGAUUCCGAAAUACUCCCAGGAUCAAAGUCGCCGUUCUAGAUACUGGUUAUGAUCCGGGUAGUAUAUUCUUUACUGACCCAGACCGCAAAAGCCGCAUUCGGAGGUGGAAGGACUUUGUCGAAGAAACCUCCAAAGAACGCCAAGACGUUGAUGGACAUGGCACCCAUGUGCUCUCCUUGGUGAUGACAGUGGCACCGAUUGCAGAUUUGUAUGUGGCACGAAUAGCUAAAGGCCGAGCUGCAGGAGACCUCUCGAGCGCCAGUGACAGAAUUGCAAAGGCAAUCAAACAUGCCGUGGAGAAAUGGGAUGUCGACAUCAUUGUAAUGUCGUUCGGUUUCCCCGAAGAACAGCCUCAGAUCACGAAAGCUAUCCUCAAUGCCCAAUUGACCAAAGAAGGCCGUAUACUGUUCUUUGCAGGCGCAGCAAACGAGGGUGGCAACCUACCGGAAAUGUUCCCGGCCAAGGAUGUGCAUGUAAUUGCUAUCCGAGGCAGCAACGAGAAGGGGUAUCUGCAAGACUUCAAUCCUCCCCCAAGCUUCUCUGGGCUUGACUGCUUCAUGACGCUAGGUAAGGAUGUGCCUGGUGCAGCACUCAGUCUUGUCGGCGGUGAUACUGUGCCCAGGUCGGGUACAUCGACGGCAACUCCGAUUGCCGCAGGGAUUGCGGCCCUCUUGCUGGGCUAUGCACGUGUUCACGAGGCUGAGCUGAGGACAGCUUUGGCCGCCGAGAAGUUGGCCAAAUUGCACUCGAUGGCAGGGAUUUGCUCCAUGUUUCAGAGCAUGUCGACUCGAAUGACAGAGAAAUGUUACUAUCUGUCGCCCAACAAGUUCAUUUUCGGUAGCCACGAUCAUAGGUUAACCAUGAUCAAGUGGUCGUUGUCGCAAGAUGCCGUCCGUUGA
This is a messenger RNA of Exophiala xenobiotica, 2679 nucleotides long. RefSeq lists its product as uncharacterized. The record is from RefSeq and is a predicted model, not a curated record. Gene Ontology annotation, molecular function: serine-type endopeptidase activity. Lineage: Eukaryota; Fungi; Ascomycota; Eurotiomycetes; Chaetothyriales; Herpotrichiellaceae. Gene Ontology annotation, biological process: proteolysis. The transcript is spliced from 5 exons. The coding region runs from base 1 to 2679 and encodes 892 amino acids.